Molecule: messenger RNA, 1683 nt
Organism: Hevea brasiliensis (rubber tree)
Lineage: Eukaryota; Viridiplantae; Streptophyta; Magnoliopsida; Malpighiales; Euphorbiaceae
Exons: 13
Coding region: 260-1564 (434 amino acids)
Source: RefSeq, a predicted model, not a curated record
CCUAUCUGGGAAUUGAUAGAGGGAGCAAUCGAAUCAAUCGGAGCACUGUGUGGCCAUGGCAGCAGUACUGAGCUACUGCAAGCCUUCGCCAUUUCUCGGCAAAUUUACUCCUCUCUCUGCCUUUUCACCUCUGUAGUAUUAUCAAGUUGCUUCAUGCUGCACUCUGCAAGCAUCAUCUACCAAGAUUGAAAUUGAUCAGAUCAUUGAUGUGUACCUUGGAAAACCAUCAUCCCAGCAAAGUGUUAGUAGUUCAUAUCAGAUGUGCAAAAUCAGUGCACUCUUUUGGGGAUCAAAGAAGUCUGUGGAGCCAAGAUUAUCAAACUUUCCACAACAGGAUUUCAUUCUAACAGGGUCAGGCUCAGAGGGAGGCUCAGCAAACCAAGUGGUACCUAAAAAGAUAUCAGUUUCAGUGAUUUCUUCUAUCUCCAAGGUCUCACCAGUUGAAUGGGAUGCAUGCAAUCUGGAUUCUACUGGCCCUGAAAAACUUAAUCCAUUUCUUACCCAUGGUUUUCUUUCGAGCUUAGAAGAGUCAGGUUGUUCUGUGAAGGAAACAGGAUGGAUGCCUAGCCACAUUGUUGCCAAGGAUGAAAUUGAAAAUAUUUUAGGUGUUGUUCCACUCUAUCUUAAAAGCCACUCAUAUGGUGAAUUUGUUUUUGAUCAUUCAUGGGCUGAUGCCUACUAUGGUUUUGGGUCUCGAUAUUAUCCAAAGUUCCAAUGCUGUGUGCCUUUCACUCCAGUUACUGGUCCAAGGAUAUUAGUCCGUGAUACCUCAAUCAGAGAUCAAGUUUUUGAUGUUUUAGUUUCUGCCCUAAAGGAUAUGACGGUCAAGUCCGAGGUCUCAUCACUGCACAUUACCUUCCCUUCAGAAGGAGAGUGGCACAAACUGAAGGAAAAAGGAUUUCUGCAGAGGAUUGGAAUGCAGUACCACUGGAAAAAUCGUAAUUAUAAAGAUUUUGAUGAGUUCUUGAUGGAUAUGAAGCAAAGUAAAAGGAAAAAUAUUCGUCAAGAACGCAAAAAGAUUUCAGUGCAAAACUUGACUAUGAAACGGCUUCGGGGUUAUGAAAUAAAGGCUCGGCAUUGGGAUUCCUUCUAUAACUUCUACCGGAACACCACUGAUAACAAGUGGGGCAGUCCUUAUCUAACAAAGGAUUUCUUUCAUAUCAUGGGAUCAAAGAUGGGAGAUCAGGUGUUACUUGUUGUUGCUGAAGAAGGGGAUGAAUUUGUUGCAGGAGCUCUUAAUCUUAUCGGUGGAGAUACCCUGUUUGGGCGUCUGUGGGGAUGUCACCCAAGAGCCUAUUAUCCUAGUUUGCACUUUGAAGCAUGCUAUUACCAGGCUAUAGAAGCAGCUAUUGAACUUAAUCUGAGCACAGUUGAAGCAGGAGCUCAGGGUGAACAUAAAAUUCAGCGUGGUUAUCUUCCUGUGACAACUUACAGCUGCCAUUACCUUGUUGAUGAUGCUUUCAGGAAAGCUAUAGAGGAAUUUCUAGCGCGAGAAUCAUCUCAGGUCAAUCUUGUAAUGAAGCUAAUACGUGAUUCUGGUCCCUUUAAGGAGGGGAUACACUAGACGAGCAAUGGUGUAGACGUAAAUAAAAUUAGUAGUUGGUCUUUGUGAUCAUUCUGUAAAUUUAUACUUCCAAGAAUUUGUAUAUAUAUAUAUAGAAGUAGAACAGCACUUUUUGUACA